UUUAAAAUGGAGGAACUAGUUUGACGUAAGACUGUGCGACAUUUUCCCUCAAAGCGGCGUGUAUAGGGAAGUUUGUGUUGUGUUUCCUGGUCUUUACAAACAAGUGUCAGUAAACAAGACGUGUAGCGCAGUGAUAUCAUACCAAGUAGGUGUGAAACUCAUUUCUGUUGCGGCUACAUGGACACAACCAGUCAUAUUUUUUAUUUGUGUUAAUUUUCUGGAGCAGAACUUGUGCUGUCAACAUGGGUGAUGGCAAUCAGACUUGGGACAUUGUUGAUAAUACAUCUGACCCCCAAAUUUCACAGACACCAUCAACAAAUUUCUCUGAUGUUGUUGAACACCCUUGUCAGUGGAUACUGUAUGCAGAUAUUGGAGAUUCUAGGGUAAGAAUCUGGGAUGUGAUUAUCCUUAUACCAAAUGCACUCUUUCUCCUGUUCCUUGUCUGGAGAUUGAGGAUUGUUGUUGCCAAGCUGAGGAAUGUCAACAGCCCCAUAUUCACAGCAUUCUAUGGUCUGGUGUUUCUUGUAGCUGUCAUAAGUGUGCUGAGAUGCAUUGUGUCAAUGACGGUGAAUGCCUCUAUUCUGGCAGGGGACGUUGCAGACAAGAUGCUAUGGCUGAUUUUACGUUUCUUUCUUCUGGCUACUGAGAUGUCAGUAAUCAUUUUCGGGCUUGCGUUUGGUCAUCUGGACAUCAGAACAAGUAUACAGAGAGUACUUGUGGUCACAUCUUGUAUUGCUCUUCUCUACUCCAUCAUUCAGGGCACUUUGGAAUUCCUCUAUCCAGAUCAGCGGUUUCAUGUGGACAAAAAAUCUACAUCUGAAAACUUUGACAUUUUUGCACAUGGAGGAAUGAUAUUCUGGUUUACAAGUUCCUUGAUAUUCUUUGUUGUAUACAGCGUUAUAUUUCUGUUACCCUAUACAAAACUGAAGGAACGUUUAUCUUUGCCUUCAAAGAGAUCAUUUUAUUACUACGCUGCCUUCCUCGCAGCAUUAAACCUCAUACAGGCUGUGGGCAGCUGUUUGAUUUAUUACAUGGUGCAAAAUGGAUUGUGUGUGGUUGAUCUGACGACCUACAUUUACUUCACCUGCUUUGACCCUCUGGUGUACUAUACUUUUCUCAAGGACUUCUUUAAGGCUGCACAGCCAAACAUAUUAUUCUCUUACAAAGCCCAGGUGGAUGAUGUCCCAGAGGAGGACAUAGUCAGCCUGCCAUAUCAGGGUUAUACUAAUGGGCAUGCGGGAGCAGAUGACAGCAUCAUGAGUGGCAGCUAUGACAGUACCCACUUUGACCGCCAUAGCAACCCAGACUUGGCAGGCUCCAUCCAGUGACAAUUACCAGGUUACAACAUGACUCCGUUGACCCUUGAACAAGGAGAAUAAAUAAGGGUCAAACAUGUUAUAUGCUAACCUACUGGGCUAACCAUGUUACUGCUUUGCAGUUCACAUUUCACAUGUAAGCAGAAGUUGUAAGUAUGUCGUUCGUGAUAUUAG
Liolophura sinensis is the source of this 1490-nucleotide messenger RNA. RefSeq names its product transmembrane protein adipocyte-associated 1 homolog. The transcript is spliced from 11 exons. The record is from RefSeq and is a predicted model, not a curated record. The coding region runs from base 243 to 1328 and encodes 361 amino acids. Gene Ontology annotation, biological process: G protein-coupled receptor signaling pathway. NCBI's taxonomy places the organism in Eukaryota, Metazoa, Mollusca, Polyplacophora, Chitonida, Chitonidae. Gene Ontology annotation, molecular function: G protein-coupled receptor activity. Gene Ontology annotation, cellular component: plasma membrane.